AUGAUUGACCCCGUCGCCGCUGCAUUGGCAGCCGGCUGGAUGAUAGCAGUCCCUUGGAUACGGCGCGUCGUCUGGAUUCGAGAGAGUGACGGCGACCUGAGAGGAGACACCAUCAAUAGCACGUUCGAGGAGGUCACGUUGGCAUUGAGGGGUGCGUCUGCCGACAACGAUGCCGCCGUAUCGCAACGCGUGGGACGGACUCUCAAGCGACCCAUCGACUUGACGAAGGAAGCAGAAGUCUUCCCAGCGGGCUGA
This is a messenger RNA of Anthostomella pinea, 255 nucleotides long. Lineage: Eukaryota; Fungi; Ascomycota; Sordariomycetes; Xylariales; Xylariaceae. The record is from the annotation of a GenBank genome assembly.